This is a messenger RNA of Plasmodium vinckei vinckei, 1026 nucleotides long. Its product is annotated as conserved Plasmodium protein, unknown function. The transcript has a single exon. NCBI's taxonomy places the organism in Eukaryota, Apicomplexa, Aconoidasida, Haemosporida, Plasmodiidae. Bases 1 to 1026 code for a protein of 341 amino acids. The record is from RefSeq and is a predicted model, not a curated record.
AUGGAAAAAUAUAGAGAGUUUUCAGAUGCAUCAACAGGAAUAAAUCCAUUUUUGCCAAUAUGGAUUAAUAAGAAAUUAAGUAUACAUGAAAGAUUAUUGAAGUUAUUAUUAUUACCUUUAGUAAUAUGCAGAACCUGUUUUAUUUGUUUAACUAUAGUUUUUAUGUUUUUUUUAAAUAAUUUAUUAAGAUUUUUAGUAUUUCAAUGUAUAAAGGAUUUUUUUUAUCAAAUAAUACAAACAAUAUAUUGUAGAUUAUUAUUAUUUCAUUUGGGUUUUAUAUAUUUAGAAGAACAAUAUGCUAAUUAUAAAAGAGUUAAAAUAAAAUGUACAACACAACAGAUUCCAUUUACUUAUGAUGAUUAUGGUCAUAUAUUUUUAUCUAAUUUUACUUCUUUUGUUGAUAUUUUAUAUUUAGCUUUUCGAUUAAAUCCGAUGUUUGUAGUGGUAAAUAAAAAUGGAACAUUAUCUCCUGUAUUUUUUUUUGAUUUAAUUAAAUUAUCUUUACAAUUUUCUAUACCAAAUAAAAAUGGAUUAUUUAAAAAUAUUGAACAAGUACAUAUAUAUGCAAAAAAUAAAAAAAUACAUAGUGUUGUUAUAUUUCCAGAAGCCAUGAAGAGUAAUGGUUCAUGUAUUUUAUUAUGGAAAAAGGAAAUAUUUUUAAACUCUGAAAAUGUUUUAAAAAAUAAAUGUAAUCUUAUAGCAUUUGUUUAUGAUGUAAAUUGUAUUAAUAAAAAAUUAAAUCAAAUAUAUACACCACCUCAUACUGUUUUACAUCCAUUUAUGCAUAUUACAUAUUUAUGUUUUAAUAUAUAUAAUAAAAUAAAAGUUAUAUGGCUAAGUGAAAAAGAUAUAGCUAAUUCGAUUAGAGAUAUGGAUUUUUCAAAUAAUGAUGAAUUGAUACAUUGCUUAAGAAACUUAAUGGGACAGAUGAAGCCAACUGGUGGGGCACUAGUAAAUGUCAAAUCAGAUCUUCUCGAAAAGUUUGUCAAUUAUUGGAAUGCGACACAGAAAAAGAAGUAUCUAUGA